AUGUUUGCAUUGGAUGAAUCUGAACAGCCAAACAAAGGGAAACAUGGUAAGCAUGGUGGACACCAUAACGGAUCUGAUGGAGGAAAGCCGGGACAAUCACCGAUCUGGUCUUUGAUCAAAGUUACAGCAGCUUCGAUCGCAGAAGUGAUUAUUCUGUCUAGUGUGGGCUACAUCUUGGCACGCCAGGGCAUUCUAGACAAGAAAACGCAAACAAAGAUUAAUAAAGUCAACGUUUCUUUCUUUACACCAGCUUUGUUGUUCUCCAAAGUUGCUUUUUCUCUUGAUCCAGGUCGUCUUGCUGAAUUGGUCAUUGUACCAGCAGGCUUCGUGAUCAUCACUGUCGUUUCUGGAUUAUGUGCUAUGCUUCUCAGUUCAAUCGCUCGACUUUCUCGAUCUCAACGUAAUUUCACGAUUGCAUGUGCGAUCACGCCAAAUUCCAAUUCUUUACCUGUGGCAUUGAUGCAAAGCUUGGUCGUCACCGUUCCUCAACUUCAUUGGGAAGAAGAUGGAGAGCCAGAAGAUACGAUGAAUGGAAUGUUGGGUAGAGCAUUAACGUAUUUGGUCUUAUUCUCUACGUUGGGAAUGUUCUUACGUUGGAGUUUGGCUUCACAAUUGCUUUCCACUAUGGAAGAAGAGCCAACGGGAACAAGGGAUGAAGAUCCCGUUACAGGUGUACCAUCAACACCUUCUCAACCUCCAACUGGUCGCUUGAUUGAUCAUGAUUCAGAAGAUACACAACAAAGGCAUCAUGGAAACGCAAAGAUUUCCGGACCGCAACAUGCAGCAUCACAAAAGCAAUCCUUACCACAAAUCAAUGUACGCAGAUCUACUGAAGAAGGUGGUGGCUCAUUGAAAGAUUUCAACAGAAAGUUCAUCUUGCGUCCUUUCAAGGCGGUUACUGCAUUCAUGACCAUGCCUCUUUAUGCUGCUUUGAUCAGUCUAAUCGUUGCACUCAUACCACCAUUGCAAGCAGUGAUUAGCAGUAUCGAACCAUUGGUGGGAGCAUUGGAAACUGCUGGUGCUUGUUCAAUCCCUCUCACGAUGGUUGUUUUGGGUGCAUACUUCUAUCAAGAAGCUGAUCCAAAGACGAAUGAUGUGAAGGCGACAACAAUCCUGUCCCCGCAAGAGAGAAAAGAGAAACAAAAAGAAACUAUGGAACGCAGAACGAUUGCGGUUGCGAUUGCAAGUCGAAUGUUGAUGACACCGAUCUUGUUGUUACCUUUGCUGGCUUGGUAUGCGAUCGCAACUCGAUUCAACGUAGUAGAUGAUCCAGUUUUCAUCUGUUCGGCAUGUUUGUUGAUCGGAAGUCCACCUGCACUUACAUUGGCACAAAUUACAUCACAAAACGCAAAAGGAAGUGAUGGUAGCUUUGAAAGAUUGAUCAGUAAAACAAUCUUUGUUGCAUAUGCAAUCAUGGCAACUCCUACAACGAUUGUACUUGUUUUGACUGCUUUGGUGAUUGCUGAAAAUGAUCAUUGA
Molecule: messenger RNA, 1479 nt
Organism: Meira miltonrushii
Lineage: Eukaryota; Fungi; Basidiomycota; Exobasidiomycetes; Exobasidiales; Brachybasidiaceae
Exons: 3
Coding region: 1-1479 (492 amino acids)
Biological process (GO): transmembrane transport
Cellular component (GO): membrane; endoplasmic reticulum
Source: RefSeq, a predicted model, not a curated record